Camelus dromedarius (Arabian camel) is the source of this 2846-nucleotide messenger RNA. RefSeq names its product replication protein A1 (gene RPA1). Gene Ontology annotation, biological process: meiotic cell cycle; nucleotide-excision repair; telomere maintenance via telomerase. Gene Ontology annotation, cellular component: DNA replication factor A complex; nucleus. NCBI's taxonomy places the organism in Eukaryota, Metazoa, Chordata, Mammalia, Artiodactyla, Camelidae. Gene Ontology annotation, molecular function: damaged DNA binding; single-stranded telomeric DNA binding. The coding region runs from base 124 to 1974 and encodes 616 amino acids. The transcript has 17 exons. The record is from RefSeq and is a predicted model, not a curated record.
ACGUCGGGAGGCGGGAGCGGUGCACGCAGCUGUUCGGGCCAAUCGUUUUGCAGCGCGCGGGGCUACGGGAGUGAAGCCAGGGCUGCGGGGGCGUCGGAACGCGGGAGUUGUCGCGGCGGAACCAUGGUGGGCCACCUGAGCGAGGGGGCCAUUGCGGCCAUAAUGCAACAGGGAGAUACAUCCAUAAAACCCAUCCUCCAAGUCAUUAACAUCCGUCCCAUUACUACAGGGAAUAGUCCACCACGUUAUCGACUGCUUAUGAGUGAUGGAUUGAAUACUCUAUCCUCUUUCAUGUUGGCAACACAGUUGAACCAUCUUGUUGAAGAAGAACAAUUGUCUAGCAACUGUAUUUGCCAGAUUAACCGAUUUAUUGUAAACACUCUGAAAGAUGGAAGGAGAGUGGUUAUUUUGAUGGAGUUAGAAGUUUUGAAAUCAGCUGAAGCAGUUGGAGUAAAGAUUGGCAAUCCAGCGCCCUAUAACGAAGGACACGGACAGCAGCCAGUAGUCCCUUCUCCAGUCUCAGCGGCCCUUGCAUCAACCAGCAGGCCCCAGCAACAGAAUGGGAGCCCAGGAGUGGGUUCCACUGUACCUAAGGCUUAUGGUGCCUCAAAGAUAUUUGGAAAAGCUGGAGGUACCAGCAUAGUGAACAGCUCCGGGGGGACACAGUCCAAAGUGGUACCCAUUGCCAGCCUCACCCCUUACCAGUCCAAGUGGACUAUCUGUGCUCGUGUUACCAAUAAAAGUCAGAUCCGUACGUGGAGCAAUUCCCGGGGGGAAGGGAAACUUUUCUCCAUAGAACUCGUUGAUGAAAGUGGCGAAAUCAGAGCGACAGCUUUCAAUGAGCAAGCGGACAAGUUCUUCCCCCUGAUUGACGUUAACAAGGUCUAUUACUUCUCUAAAGGCACCCUGAAGAUUGCCAACAAACAGUUCACAUCUGUCAAAAACGACUAUGAGAUGACCUUCAAUAAUGAGACUUCUGUCAUGCCCUGUGAAGACGGUCAUCACUUACCUACAGUUCAGUUUGAUUUCACAGGGAUCAGUGACCUAGAAAGCAAGUCUAAAGACUCACUUGUAGACAUAAUUGGGAUCUGCAAGAGCUUCGAUGAUGUCACUAAAAUCACAGUGAAGUCUAACAACAGAGAAGUUUCUAAGAGAAAUAUCUAUUUGAUGGACAUGUCUGGGAAAGUGGUGAACGCUACUCUGUGGGGAGAAGAUGCUGAUAGAUUUGAUGGUUCUCGACAACCCGUGAUGGCUAUCAAAGGAGCCAGAGUUUCUGAUUUUGGUGGACGGAGCCUCUCUGUACUGUCAUCAAGUACGGUCAUUAUGAAUCCUGACAUCCCAGAGGCCUAUAAGCUUCGUGGAUGGUUUGACUCAGAGGGACAAGCCCUAGAUGGCGUUUCCAUCUCUGAUCUAAAGAGUGGAGGAAUGGGAGGAAGCAACACCAACUGGAGAACUUUAUAUGAGGUUAAAUCCGAGAACCUGGGCCAAGGCGACAAGCCCGACUAUUUUAGCUCUGUGGCCACAGUGGUGUAUCUUCGCAAGGAGAACUGUAUGUACCAGGCCUGCCCCACUCAGGACUGCAAUAAGAAAGUGAUUGAUCAGCAGAAUGGCUUGUACCGCUGCGAGAAGUGUGACCGUGAAUUCCCCAAUUUCAAGUACCGCAUGAUCCUGUCGGUAAAUAUUGCCGAUUUUCAGGAGAAUCAGUGGGUCACAUGUUUCCAGGAGUCUGCGGAGGCCAUCCUUGGACAAAGCACUGCUUAUCUUGGAGAGUUAAAAGAGAAGAACGAGCAAGCGUUUGAGGAAGUUUUCCAGAAUGCCAACUUUCGGUCUUUUACAUUCAGGAUCAGGGUCAAGCUGGAGACCUACAAUGAUGAGUCCCGAAUUAAGGCCACCGUGAUGGACGUGAAGCCCGUGGACUACAGAGAAUACGGCAGAAGGCUGAUUGCGAACAUCAGGAGAAACGCGGCUAUGUGAGGCGAGCCGGCCGAUGGGGCGGAAGCUUGAAGAUAAAGAGCUGAAGUGAAUCCAUUUCUGCCCCUGCCCUGUGGGGCAACUUCACGUUAGCCACAAGGCGCCCAGAGCCUUGUUUGUGGUGUACCGAGCCGUUGCCUCUCCGGUGCGCAUCUUGGAACCCCCAGCAGCAAAGGGAGACAAGCUCGGGUGGCUGUGGUGCAAACUGUCAGACCUUGGGGUCAGCUGGCGGGUAGAGUAGUACCAGGCUUUCCCUCUGUCCAGGCUUUUGUCCGUUUUAUUAAGAUUUCAUUAUCUUCAACCAGGAAUUAUGUCACGAGUAAUUGACCCUAAAUCUGCAGAGAGUGGAAUAAAUAAUGUAAGUAGGGUUUCCGCUUCUCCAGUGGUGACACCUUCACAACUUGGGUCCCUUCUCGGUUGUGCGGAAGAACCUGGCGUUUUAGUGAGCGGGUCUUCCUGGAAUUCAAAGCUCCCUUUGUAGAGGUGCCUCGUAGUUGUUAAUGCUUGGAAUGGCAAUAGGGUAGAAUUAUUAAUCAAAGUCAUAUCUUUUAUAUCUGAAGAAUAUCCUUCCUUUAGGGUUUAAUAGACUGAGUCAGAUGGGUCUGAUAUUAAUCAAAAUUGUCUCUUCUGAGGAAGGCUGAUAAGCAUUGACUUCCCAUCCCCUAGGGACAUCCAGGCAACUACAAAGCAUUGCUUUAGUUUUCCCUUCAAUUAAUGUUGCAGUUUGGUUAGUGAAUGCACGUCUUUUCUACCUGUACAUAUUUCUUGUAUUUGUAUGUUUCUUUUCUUGAUUAAAGCUAUGUUAAAUAGAAGAGAUUUUGAAGGGAGAAACCCUUUGUUUCCCUUGCUUUGUUUAAUAAACAGUCUAUCCUCUG